AUGACAAUCAACACCAGCAAUAACAUCGGAGAUGACUUCGAACCAUCGCGACGAGAGUGCAUCCACGAAGAUGAGAGACUCUGCAAAUGGAACCUCAAGCGCCUCGUGUCGAGUUUUCCGCUCGAAAUUCGAUCGUCUACCAUUUGCAAGGGCUCCGGCCUGUUUACCGACGCCGCAAUUCCCGUGGGUUGCGAGAUUUACCACGUCAUCCCCACCAUGGAUAAUAUUACUGCCGACAACCUUUCUUUUUGCUCUUAUUGCCUGAAGGAUACGCAGGAGGUUCUAGGUGGUCCUUCCAAAGCCGACGAAGAAACAAAAGCCUGCUCGAGAUGCAAAGUUGCCAGGUAUUGCUCAAAGUUUGUGAGGCGGCUGGAAAAAAAGUACAGAUGGUGGUGCCGUGGCGGCUCCUCCCAACGCUUCGUGUUCGUUCGAUUAAGCCGAUUGCCUGCCGGGGAAGAAAUCACCAUCUGCUAUGUGGAUCCGGCUCUCACCUUAACCGCCCGCAAGGCUUUCCUCCAGCGCGAGUACUUCUUCGACUGCUCCUGCAACCGCUGCAAAGUCGAGCGCAGAGAGUGUUUAUCCUUACUCCAAGGGACCGAAAAGCUGUCGACCCUCCCACAAUACCAGCAGGACAUCGUCCAGCUCAUCAGUGCCGCCGUCAAAGCCGCCAAAUACACCGGCGUUUUCCCCGAUUAUGAAGACCCUGCGGCUGUCGAAACGAGGCUACGCACGAUUACCGUAAACGCAUUCCCCCCCGGCAAGAACUGGCCCGAACAUAUGGAACCACUACCCUCUGCUCGCCUUUCGCUGGCCAUGUUGUAUCUCGAAAAAGGCCAGCCCGUUCCCGCCCUGCGCAACGCUCUCAAGGCACAACUCCUUAAUAGCCGGAGAGGAGGACGUGAGUGGGUCAACGACAUGAUGGACGUUAUCACGAUCCUUAUUGUCGCAGCGAGCCUGCCGCCGGAGUCGUCCGCGUUCAUGGACAAGAAAUUCCCCCCGUCCACUGACAUCCACAACGUGACGCUCGGGUAUUUUAUUGCGGCUGCCGAUCAGGCGAGUGGUGUGUUCGGCGCGGAGGCGGAGUAUGCCAAGGGGAUUUCGCACAUGACGAGUGUCAUGGCUGCGCAAAAGGGCCCGCCUGUGCCGGGAAGCAAAGAGUUUAUCGAGGCGUUUGUCUCGGCACAGCGCAAGCUGCUGGAAUGGGCAGGGAUUCCGGAAGAGAAUGCCGUCGUUAUUCGUGGAAUGUGA
Molecule: messenger RNA, 1248 nt
Organism: Chaetomium globosum CBS 148.51
Lineage: Eukaryota; Fungi; Ascomycota; Sordariomycetes; Sordariales; Chaetomiaceae
Exons: 4
Coding region: 1-1248 (415 amino acids)
Cellular component (GO): nucleus
Molecular function (GO): protein binding
Source: RefSeq, a predicted model, not a curated record